CAACUCAGCCCCCGGGCACACCUGGACACCUUAGCAUUCAUACUCCCACACUCUUCACAGUCGAGAAAAAUGUUCGCGUUACGUGCAGCCUCCAAAGCCGAUAAGAAUUUGCUCCCCUUCCUGGGGCAAUUGUCUCGUGGCCAUGCUGCCAAGGCUGCAAAGGCUGCGGCUGCCGCCAACGGAAAGAUUGUCGCCGUAAUUGGUGCCGUCGUCGACGUGCAGUUCGAUGAUAACCUGCCGCCAAUCCUGAACGCCCUGGAAGUCGACAACCGCUCUCCUCGGCUUGUGCUCGAGGUGGCCCAGCACUUGGGAGAGAACACCGUGCGCACCAUUGCCAUGGACGGUACUGAGGGCUUGGUUCGCGGACAGAAGGUUCUCGAUACUGGGUAUCCCAUCCGUAUUCCAGUCGGAGCUGAGACCCUGGGUCGCAUUAUCAACGUGAUUGGCGAACCCAUCGACGAGCGUGGACCGAUUGACACCGACAAGACGGCUGCCAUUCACGCUGAGGCUCCUGAAUUCGUUCAGAUGUCCGUCGAGCAGGAGAUUCUUGUCACUGGAAUCAAGGUCGUCGAUCUUCUGGCUCCCUAUGCCAAAGGAGGUAAAAUUGGCCUGUUUGGCGGUGCCGGCGUGGGUAAAACUGUGUUGAUCAUGGAGCUGAUUAACAACGUGGCUAAGGCUCACGGUGGAUACUCCGUUUUUGCGGGAGUCGGCGAGCGCACCCGUGAGGGAAACGAUUUGUACAAUGAGAUGAUCGAGGGUGGUGUUAUUUCACUCAAGGACAAGACCUCCAAGGUAGCUUUGGUGUACGGCCAGAUGAACGAGCCCCCAGGUGCCCGUGCCCGUGUCGCCCUGACUGGUCUGACCGUUGCCGAGUACUUCCGUGAUCAAGAAGGACAGGAUGUGCUGCUGUUCAUCGACAACAUUUUCCGGUUCACUCAAGCUGGCUCCGAGGUGUCCGCGCUGUUGGGUCGUAUUCCCUCCGCCGUCGGUUACCAACCAACUUUGGCUACUGACAUGGGUUCUAUGCAGGAACGUAUUACCACCACCAAGAAGGGAUCUAUUACUUCUGUCCAGGCUAUCUAUGUGCCCGCUGAUGAUUUGACCGAUCCUGCUCCAGCCACUACUUUCGCUCACUUGGACGCCACCACUGUCUUGUCGCGUGCGAUUGCCGAGCUGGGUAUUUACCCUGCCGUGGACCCCCUGGAUUCCACUUCUCGAAUUAUGGACCCCAACAUCAUUGGACAAGAGCACUACAACGUUGCUCGUGGCGUGCAGAAAAUCCUACAGGAUUACAAAUCCCUUCAGGAUAUCAUUGCCAUUCUGGGUAUGGAUGAGUUGUCUGAGGAAGAUAAGCUCACAGUCGCACGCGCUCGCAAGAUUCAGCGUUUCUUGUCGCAGCCAUUCCAAGUUGCUGAAGUCUUCACUGGGCAUGCUGGUAAACUCGUGCCGCUGGAACAAACCAUUAAGGGCUUCUCAGCGAUUCUGGCUGGAGAGUACGACCAUCUGCCUGAAGUUGCUUUCUACAUGGUCGGCCCAAUCGAAGAGGUUGUCGAGAAGGCUGAUCGUCUGGCAAAGGAAGCUGCUUAAAUAACUUUGCUGACAAAAUCUUCAAAGUCGUAUUACCAGCAAAUAAUUGAAUUAUGCAUUGAAUUGUAAUAAGCUUUGUAACAUCAAAUUGGAAUUCAAUACACGUGAAGAACUCAAUAAAAAUAUUUAAACAUUA
Messenger RNA from Drosophila takahashii, 1723 nucleotides. It is a transcript of the gene ATPsynbeta, whose product is annotated as ATP synthase, beta subunit. Gene Ontology annotation, biological process: proton transmembrane transport; proton motive force-driven mitochondrial ATP synthesis. Lineage: Eukaryota; Metazoa; Arthropoda; Insecta; Diptera; Drosophilidae. The record is from RefSeq and is a predicted model, not a curated record. Gene Ontology annotation, molecular function: proton-transporting ATP synthase activity, rotational mechanism; ATP binding; ATP hydrolysis activity.